This is a messenger RNA of Sphaerulina musiva SO2202, 315 nucleotides long. RefSeq lists its product as uncharacterized. The record is from RefSeq and is a predicted model, not a curated record. Bases 1 to 315 code for a protein of 104 amino acids. NCBI's taxonomy places the organism in Eukaryota, Fungi, Ascomycota, Dothideomycetes, Mycosphaerellales, Mycosphaerellaceae. The transcript is spliced from 2 exons.
AUGCACGCCUCUGCAGCUUUCUUCGUCGCCCUUGCUGGCUUUGCGACUGCGCAAUCGACUUCGAGCGUGCUGCCAGUUUCCGGCUGUGGUGAGAGCAUCGACUUGAUCAUUCAAUCUUGUCUCGGCACUACCCAAGCACAAUACAACGCAUGCACUCCUAACGACUGGAGCUGUCUCUGCGAACAAGCCAACAAUGUCCUGACCUGCUACAACAACUGCCCCAGCGCUCCUCAGCGCUUCGGCUUCGAACAGACCAAGGUCGCCCAAUGCAAUGCCGCGAGCGCGUAUGUUCAUCCAAGUUCAGCAUGCAACUGA